AUGGCGCCCUACUACCUGGAUGAGCUCUUCCUGAGCGAGGAUUCUGACGAAAUACAAAUUUACUUCAACUGUAGUCGUGCGGAAACAGUUCCCACAGUAAUUGAGUGUUCAAUCCCGGAGCCCCUCGGUCUUGAAGACGGUACCAUCACUGAUGACCACAUCACAGCAUCAAGUCAUAUAACGAUUUAUCCAGCGAGGGAGGGACGGCUGAACGAUGACGGUGUAUGGAUGCCCCAGUGGGACGAUGAUACAAUUCCUUGGAUCGAGGUUGGCCUCAUUGACAGCACAGUGGUGCGUGGUGUCAUCACGCAAGGCUACUCUAAGUUCACUUACUUUGUAACGCAGUACAAGGUGGCGUAUCAGAAGCAGUUCUCAUCUGACCGUGAAUACGUGACAGAUGAAAACGGAGACAUCAAGGUAUUCAAAGGUAACACCAACGCUAAUGGUGACACCCCGGUCACUAACCUGUUUGAUGAGAGUGUGGUGGCGACGGUAGUGCGCAUCGAGCCCACUGAGUGGAAAACUGCUGCUGCUUUGCGAUUGGAGUUGCUUGGUUGUCGUCUUAAUUAG
Patiria miniata (bat star) is the source of this 570-nucleotide messenger RNA. Its product is annotated as lactadherin-like. The coding region runs from base 1 to 570 and encodes 189 amino acids. The transcript is spliced from 4 exons. NCBI's taxonomy places the organism in Eukaryota, Metazoa, Echinodermata, Asteroidea, Valvatida, Asterinidae. The record is from RefSeq and is a predicted model, not a curated record.